AUGGAUCUUGUGGACAGCGUGUUCGAUGACAACGGCCAGGCACUUAUGGAUGAAAGUUUCGACAUCCUUGGGAAAUACCACGAACUGAUUAUCAACACCAACAAAAUCCUGAUCGCCGCGGUCAACGGGCCGGGCGUCGGCUACGGAGCAAGCAGCAUUGCACUAUUCGACCUCGUCUACGCGGUCCCCGACGCAUACUUCUUCACGCCAUUCGUGAAAUGGGGACUCUGUGCCGAAGCCUGUUCCAGCGUCACAUUUGCCCGAAGCAUGGGGCGCCAGAAAGCGGCGGCGCUCCUCCUUGCCGAUGAGCGGGUGUCUGCCCAUGAGCUCGAGCGGGCGGGACUGAUCACCAAGAUCAUCCCUUCGGAGAAUUUCUUGCCAGACGUGCUGAAGGUAGCGCAUCGUAUUGCAAGAUUACCGCCAAGAUCGCUUGCGUUCAAUAAGGAAUUGAUGAUGAGGCCUCUCAAGCAGGAGUUGCUUGAUGCCAACGAGGCGGAGGUCGCUGGGUUAAAGAUGCGUUUCAGGGACUCAGAGCCGAAGGACGCCAUCAGGGCGUUUGUUUUGUCGCAAGAGCAGAAGAAGCAAAGGGCCGGAAAAGCAAGGAUAUAG
Molecule: messenger RNA, 609 nt
Organism: Exophiala aquamarina CBS 119918
Lineage: Eukaryota; Fungi; Ascomycota; Eurotiomycetes; Chaetothyriales; Herpotrichiellaceae
Exons: 2
Coding region: 1-609 (202 amino acids)
Biological process (GO): fatty acid beta-oxidation
Cellular component (GO): peroxisomal matrix
Source: RefSeq, a predicted model, not a curated record